Molecule: messenger RNA, 2018 nt
Organism: Amoebophrya sp. A120
Lineage: Eukaryota; Dinophyceae; Syndiniales; Amoebophryaceae
Source: the annotation of a GenBank genome assembly
AGCAGUCUCUCCUGUUGACUUGUGAUCUUUCCACUGCCACUGCAUCUGUGAGUAUCGAUUAUACUCCCCCCGCUACGGCUAAUAACGGAACUGAAGCGCCGUCACUCUCACUGACAUACGAAAUUCUGCGAAAAUGAACAACAUUGUUUCCUUUUCGAGGAGGAUGAAGAUUAGCACGUUUCUUGCACUUCUGGUAGCCCUCCAGAACUACACCGCCUCGCCGCUUCUCUCUGUCCGCGCCUACAGUGUCUUUUUGAAGAAGAUUCCCAAUGGCGUCAACAUUCCCGAAUUGGGCGUGGACGCGGAGGGCAAUGCGUGGCAUAAACCCAUGGGGCACACGACCAGUGACGUAGUUGCGCACGCCGACGGAGCCACCACCACGGACAGUUGCAACGAGUGGUACCUGGACUUCCGCGCUGCCGGACGCGCCUGGACGGACGAGCUGUGUCGGAAGGAUUCCGACGGGGACGGGAUGACGAAUGGGCUGGAAUUGGGGGACCCUUGCUGCAAGUGGACGGUGGGCCUGCCCACGUGGCAAGGCGGUCGGUACGAUCCGACCCUACUGACGUCGCCUAGUGUAGCAAGUGUCAACCAGACGUUCGUUCAGGAACAAAACGCGAAGUACAAGUGCAAGGCCAUGCCAACGUACAGCAUGCGGGUGACGACUCCCAGGCCGAGGACUACCUCAACCUCGACGACGUCGGCGGCCGCAUCGACGGAGAUAGCGGACGACGCCGUUUCGACAGAAGACUCGACGGGCGGGGCAGCUGCAACGACGGGCGGGGCAACAGCCAGUCCGCAGGCGCAGGGGGAGUCGGAGGAAGGUGGAGGUGGCGGUGCUAGUGGUCGUACUUCGUCGGGGGGUGAUAUGAUUCACAGUUCGGAGACCCAGCAGAGCGCGAACGGUACUCAUGCUUAAUAGUGAUCGACGGUGAUCAUGUUCUUCCUACUAAUAAAUGCACCCAAACAUAGAAAUCCCUUUAUUAGUUUUAAUGCCUCAAUGUGAACACGUUCUGCACGAACUCCUUUUGUGGCCGAAAGAAAUAGAAAAUGACUCAAAAUCAUAAUUACACAGCCGUGCCCUGCGCGGAACGUUCCGCCGGCCAGGAAGCCUGCGAGCAAGUGGAGGAGGGCGCGGAUGCCUUGUGCUGGUUUGAACCUGGGUCCGCCGCGGGCGGCACCUCGCAAUGCCGCGAAUGGUCAACGGACACGGAGCAGGCAGGCUGUGCCAUGCAACAGGAAGCGGGCGAGUGCGACAAGUUGCCGCGGUGUGAAAUGGUGACGUUUGCGGAUGUGGCGGACAGGCCGUCGGACGACGAGCUGCUGAAUGAGGCCGGGUUGGCGCUGUUGAAAGAGUUGGAAGCCCUGGGUGCAGACGAGCUGGCGCAAAACGGGUUGGCUGUGGAUGCGGUCUGUCUCCCGAGCGCGCAGCUGCAGACCUCGUGUGAACCGUUUGCCCCCAACGCGUUCGAAUGCGUGCGCCGCGGGUGCACGAAGUACCCCACGAAGGACGACAAAACUUGCACAGGCAAGAUCGGCACAAAUUUGAAGAGUACCGAAGUUCAAGAAAGCACGAACAGCACGACGACGACAAGUAAAGGCAGCUGCUUUGGAAUGUGUUGACGAAGGCUGCUGGAUUUUUCGUGAUGCAGAGGAAAAUGGAAAACCUUGAAGACGAUUCGAUUUCACUUCCUCCAUUUUCAUUGAACGCCCUAUUCUUUCUGUUUCGAAGUUUGCAGCAACCAAUCAGUCUUACCUACGUACUCAUUAUUUCGAAAAUCAAUACAUGACUAAACUUCAGCCCGACUACCCCAACCCGCCACCCACAUGAAGAAAAUAACUUACACCCCUUGAAUAGGCCCUCCGCUUUCUUUUCACUUGUGUUACCCGUACCCAACCACGAAAGUUUCUUCAACGUUGCGUGUCCCGUGGUACCCUACCGCUUCUAACAAACAAAUUGUGUCCCAGGCUUGAUGCAUCCGCACCUUCACCAGAAGAUUAUUCGCAGUCAAAACUCG